GUUUUGAAGUUUUAAUUCCUCAGUUGCGCUUAAUCUUCAGUCAAUAUGAACUUAUUCAUAAACCUCUCCAUGCUAGUACUGCUUCUUUCAAUCACAAAAGGAGAAAAUGCCAAAGACUCCGCAGGUAAAACCCAAAAGCGAAGCCUUCUUUUGGGUUGGCUGGCCCACAAUCUGGAGCAACACAAAUGGUCAGGGCCCCCCAAAAAAGAGUCAGUCGUGGAGAGCGGCGGAGAAACCAAGCUGGGACUGGGAGUAGAAAGCACGUUUAAUUUCGAAGGAGGAUUCAACUCCGGUAUACAAAGAAGUGAAGGUGCCGUAUGAAGUGAAAGAAGUCGUCCACUAUCCAGUGGAGAAAGAGAUUAAAGUACCAGUUAAGGUACCAGUUCACGUCAUUAAACCGUAUCCGGUGGAGAAAAUCGUCAAGGUUCCCCAUAAGGUCUACGUUGACCGUCCAGUGCCAGUGAAAGUAGAUAAACCCUAUCCAGUGAAAGUGGAAAAAGAAGUCAAAGUACCCGUUGUCGUGGAAAAGCCCUAUCCGGUGAAAGUAUACGUGGACAAGCCAGUGCCUUACAAAGUAGAAAAGGAAGUCAAAGUGCCCUACGAGGUGAAGGUUCCCCAGCCUUACCCCGUCUACAAAGAAGUCAAGGUUCCGGUCUACAAAGAAGUCCCCUAUGAAGUCAAGGUACCGUACGACAGACCGGUGCCUUAUGAAGUCAUCAAACACGUCCCCUAUUACGUGGAGAAAAAAGUACCCGUGCUGGUAAAGGAGGAAAAGAAGGAGAAGAAAAUCGAAAUAAAGUGCGAAGACAAAAAAGAGGAGGGUGGCCAACGGAAGUUUGGCUUGGGAUUGGUGGACUGGGGCACAUGGGAAAAGUGGUAAAGAAACAGAAACAGAAGAAUAUGUUGAACUGUACCUUGCUAGAUUAUUUAGGUUGUUAAUGGUAAGCCCAAACCAAAUUAAAUUGUAGUUAUGUAAGAGUUAAAAAUACUUAAUGUUUAAAUGUUUGUAGAAGGCGAAGUACUUUGAUUAAUGAUUAAUAAAGAGUAAUGUUUCCAAAUGAGAGAGAGAGAAUGAA
This is a messenger RNA of Dendroctonus ponderosae (mountain pine beetle), 1076 nucleotides long. RefSeq names its product proline-rich protein 4. The record is from RefSeq and is a predicted model, not a curated record. NCBI's taxonomy places the organism in Eukaryota, Metazoa, Arthropoda, Insecta, Coleoptera, Curculionidae.